AUGUCACACUUGGGUACUACAAAUUCUUCUCUAAAUGUUACAAAUUUGAGAGAGUUGGCGAGAAAGGAUCUUAAGAAUGUGCUUGAUUCUGUAUGGAAUCUUUUAAGUAAAUCUUUAAUGCUAAAAUGCUGUUCAGUAAAGGAGAGAAAAUCCGUGCGGGGAAAAAAAUGCUUAGUUUUGGAUCCUAAUAUAAGUGGGCCUUUGAGUCUUAUUGCAGAAUUUUCUCUGCUAAGGGAUCACGGUGUCGAAAAAAUGCAUUAUCUUCAACCAGGGCCACUUGAAACAGAUCUUCGAAGUUUGAUUUAUAUUUGCAGGCCACAAUUACAUUACAUGAAAUAUAUUGCUGAACAUAUCCAGCAUCACCAAAAUGAAUUCCUGGAUAAUCCACAUGCUCAAAAGUAUGAAUAUACCCUCUUUUUUGUUCCACGUCGAACGAUGAUCUGCGAAAAGAUUUUAGAAGAAGCUGGAAUAACUAUUAAUGAAUAUCACCUGGACUUAAUACCUUUCGAGGAUGAUUUAUUAUCCUUAGAAUUAGAUAAUACAUUUAAGGAACUUUAUCUGGAUGGAGAUUAUACUUCAAUUUAUUAUGUGGCGAGAGCGCUCAUGAAAUUGCAGUCAUCAUUUGGACUAUUUCCAAGAAUAAUAGGCAAGGGAGAUUGUGCCAAGCAACUUGCCGAUAUGCUCAUUCGCAUGCGACGCGAGGUUGCUGUAGAUGAUCCAUCUCCGUUAUCUAUCUCUCAAAGUGUAGAUUCGCUUAUAAUUAUCGACCGAUCAGUUGACCUCAUAACACCUUUAUGUACGCAAUUAACCUAUGAAGGAUUGAUAGAUGAAGUAUUUGGUAUUAAAACUUCACAUGUAGAAGUUGAUUCUUCGAUUGUAGGAGUUUCAUCUUCAGCAACGGCUACAAAUACUAGCACCCCUUCUCAGUCACAACCACCUAUUCAACCUCAGGCAAAAAAGAAAAAAAUUUCACUCAAUUCGGGUGAUAAAUUAUUUUCCCAAUUAAGAGAUAUGAAUUUUGCAGUCGUGGGUGGUGUUCUUAAUAGAGUUGCUAAAAGAAUAAAUGAGAAUUAUGAGGAAAGGCAUCAAGCUGUAACUGUAGCACAAAUCCGUGAAUUCACCAACAAAUUAGGAGGGUUACAGUUAGAACAUAACUCUUUAAGAAUUCAUACUGGUAUAGCUGAAGAGAUAAUGGCGUACACUGUUACACCCGAAUUCAACAGAGCUCUAGAAGUGCAACAAAAUUUGGUUGCUGGUAUAGAUGUUAAUACACAAAAUGAAUAUAUAGAGGAAAUGAUCAAUCGACAGGCACCAAUUACUCAAGUUUUACGAUUAUUAUGCUUACAAAGUCUUGUAAAUGGUGGACUGAAGCAAAAAUUUUUCGAAUUUUUCAAAAAAGAAAUACUACAGACUUACGGGUUCGAACACCUUCAAACGUUACUGAAUCUUGAACGUGUUAACAUGUUCUCUAAACAAUUGUCUACUCGCAAUCCAUAUGCUUAUAUUCGUAAAACUCUGCGGUUAAUUGUGGAUGAAGUUGAUGAACAAAAUCCUCAAGAUGUAGCAUAUGUAUAUUCUGGAUAUGCACCAUUAAGUGUACGUUUGAUUCAAUGUGCAACGACCAAGAGUGCACCAUCCUCUACUGGCAAUGGGUGGAAGGGAUAUGAGGAAGUGUUGAGAAUGUUGCCUGGUAAAACUUUUGAUGAAGUACAGAGACAAGAAGAAGGGGCUAUACGUCCUAAAAGGCAACAUCCACGCGUCACACUUGUAUUCUUUCUGGGUGGAUGUACAUAUACAGAAAUCUCAGCAAUACGCUUUUUAGCACAACAAGAUGAUGGUCAGCGAGAAUAUGUUAUUGCUACCACGCAAAUUAUCAAUGGAAACUCACUAUUGAAUCCACUAAUGCAGAAAAUGGACCAUUCUAUGGCUGCUGCUGGCGGAAAUUCGGCUGUCUUUUUAGCUGGUUCUUUGGGUAACUCUCUAGUAGGGAUGAGAAUCGAAUCUUUGAUAAUUGGUUUAAUC
Molecule: messenger RNA, 2022 nt
Organism: Scutellospora calospora
Lineage: Eukaryota; Fungi; Glomeromycota; Glomeromycetes; Diversisporales; Gigasporaceae
Source: the annotation of a GenBank genome assembly